UUAUGCUGAAAGAGAUGUCACUUUAAAAAUGCUGUAAGCUUCUUUUAUAACAUGGCGAUGUGGUUAUUACUAUUUUUAUUGACAGUUUUUUGUGAUAUCCAGAUAUCAUGGCAGAUGGCGGAAAAAAUUAUCAUACCCUUUUCCCGUUUACAACAAAUGGGGUUUGUAGCUGAACCUCACAAAUUUAAUAAAUACAGCGCAAAACGUAUGGAUAUAAACUCAAAUUCAAACAUUGAAGUUCCUAUAGAAAUUGCACGACAACUUGGUCUUUUAAACCCUGGAGGACCUGGAGGCUGCGCAUCUAAUGGUCCUGGAGGUAGAUCUGCGCCAGGAUGUGAUGUAAAAGCAAAAUCAAUAUCUGAGGUUCAAAUUAAUGGCAAAGGAGACUAUAGUGCACCAGUUGGACCAGUGUUUAGUGUUGGUGAUCAGCCUCCGCCUGGCGUUAUUCAUCCGGAAAUGCUGACAUUAAAUUUAAAAGGCAAAGACGGAAGAAUUGGUAAACCUGGACCAAAAGGGCCACCUGGUGAUCCAGGUCCACCAGGUCCACAAGGACCAACUGGACCUAAAGGUGACCAAGGUGAUGAAUGUGUUGCUUCUAAAAUGCCAAAAGAGAAACAAUGCUCACCUGAUAUUGUCAAUCUUCUUUUACAAAGAUUGGAUAAGCUUGAACAUAACUGUGCAUGGAAUACAACUUUGCUUGCGUCAAUAACAUUAAACGUUGUUAACACACUUGCAAACCAACGUCACCCAAAACCAAAGGCUCAAGUUGUAAAGGAACAAAGACCCUUACCUCCACCUCCUCCACCUCCUCCUCCGCCUCCUCCACCGCCACCAGUUUAUUAUGCACCACCACCACCUCAAUAUGCACCACCACCUCAAUAUGCACCACCACCUCAAUAUGCACCACCUCCUGCUCCACGUCCUGCAGCACCAUCAUAUAAUGAUUUUAAAGGAAAUGCCAAUGUACAAUCUGAUGUUAAGAUCAACCUAGUAGGUACAGACAAAGAUAGAUCAGCUGCAGCAUGUCGUCGAUCAGGUCUUUGUGGUUCAGAUGCUUCUAACCCAGCAUCAACUAAUCAAGCUCUUACGCUACAAGCAUUGCAGGAACUAAUGACUAAUCAAAAGCAGCAACCCGUAGCUAAAGAUACGGCAACAAUUUUAAUUAACGGAAUACCAGUUAAAAUACCUCUGGGAAAAUAGAUAUUAAACAUAUAAUAUAUAUAUAUAUAUAUAUAUAUAUAUAUAUAUAUAUAUAUAUAUAUAUAUAUAUAUAUAUAUAUAUAUAUAUAUAUAUAUAUAUAUAUAUAUAUAUAUAUAUAUAUAUAUAUAUAUAUAUAUAUAUAUAUAUAUAUAUAUAUAUAUAUAUAUAAGCCACGUUACCAAUACAAGCUAUAGAUGUACAUAAAAAUUUUAAAACACGUCAAUUAAAUACUUUCAACUUUGAAACGUUUUAAUGCACAAAUACAAUAACAAUUUUUUAUAUAAAGAGUUUUAACAAUUUUUAUUGUGUUAUUUAUUGUGCAAUUUAAUCUGAUGCAUUUUUAUUUUAUUUUUAGUAUCAAAGUACCAACCGAAACGCAUGUGACUUAACUUUUUCCAAAAAGUUAAUAUUUUAUCUCUUUAAAGCGCAAGUAUGCAUCUAAAUGUUAUAUGAUACCUUUUAAAUGUUUAUAGCGCAAAUAUGAAAGUAUUUCAUAUUUUUUUUAAUUAUAUAUUAUCAUAGUGACUUGAACUCAAAA
Molecule: messenger RNA, 1739 nt
Organism: Hydra vulgaris (swiftwater hydra)
Lineage: Eukaryota; Metazoa; Cnidaria; Hydrozoa; Anthoathecata; Hydridae
Product: collagen, type I, alpha 1a
Source: RefSeq, a predicted model, not a curated record